This is a messenger RNA of Pieris brassicae (large cabbage white), 2719 nucleotides long. RefSeq names its product WD repeat domain phosphoinositide-interacting protein 4-like. Gene Ontology annotation, biological process: nucleophagy; protein lipidation; protein localization to phagophore assembly site. The transcript is spliced from 8 exons. Gene Ontology annotation, molecular function: phosphatidylinositol-3,5-bisphosphate binding; phosphatidylinositol-3-phosphate binding; protein binding. NCBI's taxonomy places the organism in Eukaryota, Metazoa, Arthropoda, Insecta, Lepidoptera, Pieridae. Gene Ontology annotation, cellular component: phagophore assembly site membrane; cytosol; extrinsic component of membrane. Bases 166 to 1134 code for a protein of 322 amino acids. The record is from RefSeq and is a predicted model, not a curated record.
CGCCACUGUCAUUCAGCUAAAUCAAAUCAAAUCAGCUGUGUAUUGCACACAAGAAACAUGUAAAUAAAUUAAUGUGCGUAUAAAAAUUCUGAUGUGAAAAUGUCCACAAAGAUAAUUGAUAAAAAAUCGACUCAAUGUUUAUGAUAAAUUUCUUGUGGAGUGAUAAUGGCGCGCCGAAGAAGCAGCGGAAUCACAAGCCUGGCUUUUAACCAGAAUCAAGGCUGCUUCACAUGUUGUCUUACAUCUGGCUUGCGUGUCUACAAUGUGGACCCACUUGUUGAGAAGGCACAUUACAGCAAAGAGGAGCUGGGCGAAGUAUCACUAUGUGAAAUGGUGUUUCGUACCAAUUGGCUACUUUUGGUGCGAGCCCGAAGGCCCUGCAGCCUCAUGCUUCUUGAUGACCAGCAGCGUGCCUUUAAAGCCGAAGUCCUUUUCAAGUCGCCUAUACGAGCAUUGCGGGCCAGGAAAGAUAAAGUGGCGGUAGUAUUAACAUCUUCGAUCCAAGUUCUAUCACUGCCAUCGUUACAGCGUGUCGCCUUGCUACGUACGCCGGCGUCCUCCCGUCCGCUGUGUUCUCUUGCGACGGAUCCCAACGCGGUGCAAUUGCUGGCUGCGCCGGCGCAUCGGAAGGGUUCGUUGCAAUUGUUGGACAUUUCUCGAGCGGUGAAAGGCGCUCAGUCCAGUUCGCCGGCGGUGGUGGGUUGCCAUCAAACUGACCUGGUUUGCCUUAGUCUGUCCGCAAAUGGUGCGAAACUGGCGACUGCCUCCGAGCGAGGCACAAUCAUACGCCUGUGGGAUACCAGUACUAAGCAGAUGAUACACGAACUGAGGCGAGGGUCGGAUUACGCUGAUGUGUACUGUAUAAACUUCAACUGGUCGGGGUCGCUCGUGUGCUGCGUGUCGGAUAAAGGCACGCUGCACGUGUGGGCUGCGCGCGGGAGUUACGCGCACGUGUGCGCACCGGCUGCGUCCUCUACGCGGGCUCUGUGCGCCUUUUCGGACGAUUCCAGCGCUGUUGUUAUAAGUGAGGAUGGUACAUUUCACAAAUUCACAUUCUCUGCAGAAGGAAGUUGCCAUAGAAGUGAUUUUGAAUAUUUUCUACAGGUAGGGGAUGACGACGAAUUUCUGCAUUGAUAUUUUAUUUGAUAUUCAUGGACCUAAUUAUUAAUAAGCGUUGUACAAAUCUGAAAAGCUAAAAACAAUUUAAUUUUUAAAGAUACAUAUUUUAAACACAGUACAAAAUUAUAGUGAUCAUGCCUAUUUUAAUGGGAUUAUGCAAAAAAAAUAUUAUAUAAGAAUUGGAGCAUUCAUAUUUAAUUUUGCUUAAUAAAGCAAUUUGUGUAUCAGCUACUGCCAACAGAUUAAAAAUCAUUUUGACAAACAAUUGUUCUAAUUCUAAUCUGUUAAAAUUUUGAAUCUUUGACUUUAGCUUGUGAAUUAAUAUUAUAUCUGUUGAAUUUAUAAUAAGACCAAUUUAAUUAUAUCCACUGUAUUUUAAAUUUUAUGUGAAUUUUUUAUUAUUAUUGUUAUUGUUUUAUAACCAAAUGACUGCAGCUAUGUGAUGUAAUGCCUAAAAACUUGAAAGUUAUCUUGUGAGAUAAUAUCUUAGGAACUUGCUUGCAAAUACACAGUGAAAUAUGGAGUGACCUGAUAAGUAGGAAAUAAAUCUAAGACUACAAGAAUCAUUUUCAAUUAUUCAUUAAAGAUUCACUUAUAAAUGUCCAUGUUAAGAAAUAGUUGGAAAGUAUGUAACAUUUACAACCAGUUACAAAGUCAAAAGCAUAGAGCAGGCAAGAAACUUGGCUUGUCUGUUUGAUGUUUUGUUUCACACAUAAAUUGUAAGGAACUGCAACAAUUACACCAUGCUCCUGUAAGUCAUAAGAUAAUAGAGGCACUAUGUCUUAGUGUGCUAUUCAAAUCCGUGAUAUUAUACACUAUUGCAUUUGUUUGUACCUAAUGUUGUGGAUCACCUAUAUAUUAUUUCGCUUACACUAAGGUAACUUGUAUAUCAUUUUCAUUUUUUUAAAUUUAUAUUUAAUGUAUCGCGCAAUGUACAUAAUAAUUUAAAUGUUUGUGAUGUCAUUUAGCUUUUCUAUAUCUAUAUUUUAAUUUAGUAUUUUAAUAAUGACUUUAAUCACUUACUAUUAUAAUACUGAAACCAUUUAUUUUUAAACUUAUUACGGGAUAAUUAAUAGCUCAAUGAAAAAUAUUUACCCAUUUUAUUUUUAGUCAUAAAUUCUUGUGUAAAGCAACGAAUUCUAAAAUAAUGUCUGUCUGGGUAAAAUGUGAUGUCACAGAAAGUGAUUACUUAUAUUAAGUUUAUGUUAAAUUUCUAGUAGGAUUGAACUGAUUUAUAUCAUUAAAAUCAUAUACAACCCCAUAAAAGUUGUAUGUGUGUAUAUAAGUGCAUGUUAUAAGUUAAUAUAGAUAUUAUGUGAUGGCUUGUUAAAGUUAUGUAUUUUAAGAUAGAUCACAAUACAUUGCUGACAAGUAGUCAUAUAUAUCUAGAAUAUCAUUUAAGGGUUAAAAUUUGGCUACAAAGAGCACAUUUGUGUAAAUAUUAUAUUAGGUUUAUUUUUUAUAAAAAUUGUGACAAUGACAGUCUCCACAGUUUUUUAUAGAAAUGCUAGGUGUUGAGGAGUGUUCUCAAUAGGGUAUUUGUAAUUUUCACAAUAAAAGAUUUCUUUUAUAAUAACAACUUUUUAUUAUUGCCUACUUC